UGAUACACGAAAAAAAAACGUCCGACAUCACUGCCUGUUUGUUAUCUGUCAAGCGUCUCGCAAAGCCAAACAAAAACGAACGGGCGUCCCGGUAAACACACAAAUCAACGUUCGCCAGAGCCAAUUUAGCAGAACACAAGGAGCCAUGGGACGCCGGAAGUCGAAAAGAAAGCCUCCGCCGCGGCGCAAGAACAUCGAACCGCUGGAUCAACAGUUCAACUGCCCCUUCUGCAAUCACGAAAAAUCCUGCGAGGUGAAAAUGGACAAAAGUCGGAACUCGGCCCGGAUUACGUGCCGGGUCUGUAUGGAGGACUACCAAACCUCGAUCAACUUCCUGUCCGAGCCGGUCGACGUGUACAAUGAUUGGGUGGACGCCUGUGAGAGCGCAAACUAACCGCCGGAAAGAUUAGGACGAGCAAUAAUUGCUGAGCAUCGGAAGUAUCUUAAGUAGAUGUAAUUUAUAAGACAACCGCGAGCGUAGUUUCGACUCUGGAAAUUUGCUUGCACAUUCAUUCUUUAAUUUAAGUGAGGACUUUUCUAAAUAAAUGUGUUCUAUUUGUAUUAGAAAUACAGUUAUAUUUAGAAAUCGAA
Molecule: messenger RNA, 591 nt
Organism: Uranotaenia lowii
Lineage: Eukaryota; Metazoa; Arthropoda; Insecta; Diptera; Culicidae
Product: transcription elongation factor 1 homolog
Exons: 2
Coding region: 146-394 (82 amino acids)
Biological process (GO): transcription elongation by RNA polymerase II
Cellular component (GO): transcription elongation factor complex
Molecular function (GO): RNA polymerase II complex binding
Source: RefSeq, a predicted model, not a curated record